Geosmithia morbida is the source of this 804-nucleotide messenger RNA. RefSeq names its product phosphomannomutase. Gene Ontology annotation, biological process: protein N-linked glycosylation; GDP-mannose biosynthetic process; mannose metabolic process. Gene Ontology annotation, molecular function: phosphomannomutase activity. Gene Ontology annotation, cellular component: cytosol. Bases 1 to 804 code for a protein of 267 amino acids. The transcript has 3 exons. The record is from RefSeq and is a predicted model, not a curated record. Lineage: Eukaryota; Fungi; Ascomycota; Sordariomycetes; Hypocreales; Bionectriaceae.
AUGGCCGCCUCCUACCCUCCUCUGGACGCCCGUCCCCUCCCAGACACCAUCUGUCUCUUUGACGUGGAUGGAACUCUGACGCCCGCUCGUCUGGGAGUCUCCCCCGAGAUGCUCAAGACCCUGGCCACCCUGCGCAACAAGUGCGCCAUCGGCUUCGUCGGCGGCUCCAACCUGGUCAAGCAGGAGGAGCAGCUCGGCAAGCCGGCAGGCGUCCCCGUCGCCGACCUGUUCGACUUUUGCUUCUCGGAGAACGGCCUCGAGGCCUACCGGCUCGGCAGGGAGCUCCCGUCCAACAGCUUCAUCCAGUGGCUCGGCGAGGACCGGUACAAGGAGCUGGCCAACUUCUGCCUGCACUACAUCGCCGACCUCGACAUACCCGUCAAGCGAGGCACCUUUAUCGAGUUCCGCAACGGCAUGGUCAACGUCAGCCCCGUCGGCAGGAACGCCUCCAAUGCGGAGCGGCUGGCCUUUAACGACUUUGACAACGAAGCCAAGGUUCGAGAGAAGUUUGUCGCCGAACUUCAGAAGCGUUUCGGUCACUGGGAUCUCGUCUUCGCCAUAGGUGGUCAAAUCUCAUUCGACGUCUUCCCCAAGGGCUGGGACAAGACCUACUGCCUCAAGCAUCUCGAGGACGAAGCCAAGAAGCCCGGAGGCAUCACCUACAAGACCAUCCACUUCUUCGGCGACAAGACGAGCCCUGGGGGCAACGAUCAUGAGAUCUUUGAAGACCCCCGUACCAUCGGCCACACCGUCACCGACCCCCAGGACACUAUGCGCCAGCUCAACGAGUUGUUUGGCAUUUGA